Gadus macrocephalus (Pacific cod) is the source of this 2103-nucleotide messenger RNA. It is a transcript of the gene pgap4, whose product is annotated as post-GPI attachment to proteins GalNAc transferase 4. Gene Ontology annotation, biological process: GPI anchor biosynthetic process. The record is from RefSeq and is a predicted model, not a curated record. Bases 422 to 1612 code for a protein of 396 amino acids. The transcript has 3 exons. NCBI's taxonomy places the organism in Eukaryota, Metazoa, Chordata, Actinopteri, Gadiformes, Gadidae. Gene Ontology annotation, molecular function: glycosyltransferase activity. Gene Ontology annotation, cellular component: Golgi membrane.
AGACGUGCUGCGUGCGGCAGCGCUACCGUAAGAGACGUCAGCUACAAUCAUACGGAAGUUACUCACUGCGGGUCAAUUAUUUUGUUACAAUGUAAAUAUUAAUGCUCUCACAUGCGUGUCUAUUAAUCAGUAACAAUGUUAAUAUUAAUGUUCUCCCGGUGGGUCUAUUCCUUUUGUACAAUGCUAAUAUUCAAGUGUUAUCGAAGCGAAAGAGGAGUUGACGUUUGACGCCUAACCCUUUCAAGCUAUUGCUGUGAAAGACCACCAGGUGAGAGAGACCACCAAGUGAGAGUGACCACCAGGGGGCGAGAGACCACCAGGUGAGAUAGACCAUCAGAAACCAAAGAAAAGGUGGAGCCUGUGACCUCCGGCCUGUGACCUCCGGCCUGUGACCUCCGGCCAGUGUCGAGGGGCAGGUGUGAUGGAGUGCCUCCGCCGGGUGAGGAGGCGAUGGCCCAAGGACCUGCUCCUGCGCGUGCGUUCCCGGCCCGCGGGCCAGGCCUUGCUCCUGUGCGUGCUGACCUUCGGCGUGCUGCUGCCGCUGCUGUGCCAGCGGAUGCUCUACUCCUACUACUUCCUCAGACCCUGGUACCUGGAGCCCCGCAGCGAGGCGGCCCUCCAGGAAAGCUACCGCCGCGGUCAGGGAGCUCUGAGCUUCUGGCAGAAAGACACGGGGGCCCGCGCCGUCCAGACCCAGCUUGAGCCUCACCUGCUGGUUACCGUGGUGACAGCCAGGCGUACAGAGGCGCGGGACUACCACUACCUCCUGCAGGUGAUGCAGCAGCUGGCGGGCCUUCUGGCCUCCUGCAGUGGGGAGCGUUGUGCCCAGGUUCUGCUGUGCGACGUGGAAAGCGAUCCCAAGGCGAACGAGGACUUGGCCUUACUGGAGGGAAGGUUCCAGACGGUGAGGAGGUCUGCCGAGGAGAGGAGGAGGAUGAGCGAGGAGGCCGUGAACACAUUUGAGAAGGAGAAGAGGGACUAUGUGUUCUGUCUCAAGAAGGGAUGGGAGCUGCUCAGGCCUAAGAACGUGGUGGUCCUCGAGGACGAUGCGUGGCCGCGGCCAGACUUCUUCCCUGUGAUCCAGGACCUGUUGUCCCGGAGCUUCUCCAGCGGCACCCUCUACAUCAAGCUGUACCACCCAGAGAGACUGCAGCGCUACUGGAACCCAGAGCCGUACCGUCUGCUGGAGUGGCUGGGCCUGGGCCUCCUGGCCUCCUCGUUGCUCCUCCUGGUGCUCCCCUACUGCUCCUCCUUCUCCUUCACGCUCAGACACCUGCUGUUCUUCAGCGUGUACACCAUGGCGCUGGCGGAGCUGGUGGGGAGGCACUACCUGCUGGAGCUGCGGCGGGCGUCGCCCCAGCUCUACGCCGUGUCCCCGGCCACAGAGUGCUGCACGCCGGCCAUGCUGUACCCGGGGAACGCCUCGCUGCGAGCCGCCCGCUAUCUGGACGGCUCCUUCUGCGUCAAGGGCCUAGCCAAGGACCUGGUCCUGUUCCGCAUGGCGCGCUCCUUCCCCGGGGAGAGGGCGCACAGCCUGGAGCCCAACCUCGUUGCACACAUCGGGGCCUUCUCCUCGGUGAGGCCCAACCCCCUCAGGCCCAGCCUGCUCUGAGAGGAAGCUUCACUCGAGAUCUACUUGCUGUUGCUCUCGUCUAAAGCUCCAAUCCAUCAUAAAUAUCAAAAUCAAACUCGCUGUGCCUUAAAGCUCAACCAAUCAAACGAUGUGUCUGUCUUCUUAGAAUUUCAAGCUUCCGUCUUGGAAUUUUGUGCGGAAAUUAAUAAUUUUUGGCCUUGUGAAGGGAUGAAUGUAUGUUCUGAGCUGUUUGGGUGAUGUUCCCAUUCUCAGGUCUCUACCAUGGAUGAGCUACUAGUCAUGUCUUUUCUUUAUAUCCAUAUAGCUUGUUUCUCAACCAAUACCAUGUGGCUUUGAAAUGUGAUAUUCUGUCUUUUUCACCAGCACAGAAAACAUAGCUGGAUGGGUUAAUCAUUUGGUCUAAUACCAAGCUUUUUAAUACAGGAACAUAUUUCCAGUUCAAAAUAAGAGUUUUUUUCUGUCUUGAGGAAUAUUAUAUUUGAAUAAAUACAAUUACAAUUAAAAUGUUA